Molecule: messenger RNA, 1031 nt
Organism: Chenopodium quinoa (quinoa)
Lineage: Eukaryota; Viridiplantae; Streptophyta; Magnoliopsida; Caryophyllales; Amaranthaceae
Product: translocon-associated protein subunit beta-like
Exons: 6
Coding region: 128-718 (196 amino acids)
Cellular component (GO): endoplasmic reticulum
Source: RefSeq, a predicted model, not a curated record
GCACAUUCCCAAUUUCCCACUCUAUGAUCCCUUCCCCUUUUAUUAAUUUUCCGCUUCUCUUUCGUUCUUCACAUUUCGAAAAUUCUCCCCUUUCAAUUCUCAAUCUGCAACUUCAGAGAUUUUGACAAUGGCGGCUUCAAUCAAUCAAUUAGGGUUUGUAAUUUUCGCUAUGAUGCUUGUUUCAUGUUCAAUCUCAGCAAUGGCGGAUUCAGAAUCAGCGUUUAUUGUAGCUCACAAGAAGGCUACCCUCACAAAGCUCAGCAAUGGCGUUGAACGUAUCUCCGUUUCUAUCGACCUCUACAAUCGUGGAUCUUUAACUGUGUACGAUGUAAGCCUUGUUGACAACAGCUGGCCUGUGGACUCAUUUGACGUAGUCAGUGGAAACUUUUCAAGAUCAUGGGACAGCCUCGAUGCUGGAGCUAUUUUUUCUCACUCCAUUGAGCUGGAGCCAAGAGUAAAAGGUAUAUUUCAGGGUAGCCCAGCUGUGAUUACAUUCCGCAUUCCCAACAAGGCUGCACCCGUGGUUGCAUACUCUACCCCCAUUUUCCCAUUGAACAUGCUUGCAGAUACUACACCAGAGAACAAGCUUGAAUUGGCAAAGAGUCUUCUUGCUCGAUUUGGUCCACAGUUUUCUGCAGUUUCUCUUGUAGCUUUGUUUGGAUACAUGAUUGCUACCCCAAAGUCGAAUGCUGCCAAGGCACAAAAGAAGAGGCGAUGAAGCUAUAGCUCUAAUAAGAUACCAAACAACUAACUGUUUUGGCUUUGCAGCUGGCUUCUUCACUUAAUACGAGUAUUCUGGCUUCGGUGGCUUAAUUCUAACUCAGAAUUGAAGGCUGCCUGUUGUAACUGCUCCUCGUGUCCUUUGGAUAGUGUUUUCAGUUUCUGUCUAAUCUUUUACGUAGUUUCACUCAAAUCAAGAACUAUUCGGCAGGUUUUAUUUUUAAGAAGCUGCCCCAAGUUUGAAAUGCAUGCGCAAGCGUAUUGCAGUUCUUGUGUAUCUUUCAUGCCGUUUUAAAAUGUUUCUUCUGUUA